UGAAUGUCUACCACACAGACACGGCUUGAAGCCUCUUGAAAAUUUUUUAAAAAAAUGGAGCUUUCAACAACGUGCUCUUUCGGUUACGCCGAGUUUUGGCUUCAAGUGAUCGUUUGACGAUCACGAACUGCGGAUUCAAGAAGAAGCAAGGUUCUCGGGACGAACUUCCGACCGCCCCCUUUAAAGGCUGUGUUCGUUGAAGUUGCUCUUCACCAUUCAAUCAUACAAGAUGGCACCAAUGCGUCCACAUCAAAAGACAAGAACUGGCUGCAAAACAUGCAAACAGCGCAAAGUCAAGUGCGACGAAACUCUUCCUAUAUGCAACAACUGCACCAAGCGGGGCGUCGAUUGUGUCUGGAAUGAUCCUGACCCGACGCAGGAAUCAACAAUGCAGGGACAGAUUCCCCUGGCAGAACAAUCUGACUCGAGCGACCCGUUAACUCUGGAAAUAAUGCACCACUACUCCAUCUCUACUUCCUACACUCUCUGCUCGGAUCCCGACGCAUCGGAAGUAUGGAGAACCAUCAUCCCACAAAUGGCAUUUAAACCCCAAAGCCAAUGCCUCCUUAACGCCAUCCUCGCCAUUUCUGCCCUUCAUAUCUACCAUAUGAAUUCGACGUCUCCUCAGUACGCUUCAGCCGCAAGUAAUUAUUACAACCAGGCAAAAAUCGGCAUACACAACGCAGACGACGUUGACUCGACAACUGACGUAAAUGCUGUCCUCGUCGCAAUGUGUAUCAUCUCGCGGUACGAAUUUGCUUCAUCGGCCGCAAUAUUCCCUUAUCCCGGUGAUUGGUAUAUCACCCUCCAGGAAACGCACAUUAACAUUGCGAAGAACCGGACAGAGUACCAGGGCAGGGUUAUGCAUUCGCUCUUGGAGGCUAUGGCACCCCCACAUCUACCCACCUGUUUGAAGGAACCAUUCCCUUUGGCCUUGUCGACCAUCUUGAAUUCACCGCAGGAUGUUGAGGAGUUGCGCGACGCGUCGGUGCGCACUUCCUAUCAGGAGUCAAUAUAUUUACUCCAGGAGGCGUGGAGAGCUCCUUUUAACAGAUGCGUGGGUUUAUGGUGGUAUAUGAUGUCCAAUACGUUUUUUCGUCUGUUGACAGAAGAGAAACCCCGUGCACUCAUUAUAUUGGCGCACUACUGUGUUAUGAUGAAUCACAUCGCUCAGACUGGACCAUGGUGGGUUCAGAAGAAAUGGGGCGAUGAGGCUGCGAGGAUCGUUUCGAUGCUAGAUGCGUGUUGGGAACCGUGUUUACGAUGGGUAUCGGGUCAGUUGAAUCGAGGACGCGAUAGUCAGGCUUCGGAUUUUACGGACAGGGACUUUCUGACCUGGUUGAACGAUCCUUCGUCGGUCGAACCCGGAAACGGUAGCCAUUCCACGUUUGCGCCCCGUUAAUGAAGGAUAGUGUAUUUGUAUAUAAACUAAAACUGCGCCAUUUGGUUG
This is a messenger RNA of Desarmillaria tabescens, 1450 nucleotides long. RefSeq lists its product as uncharacterized. Gene Ontology annotation, biological process: regulation of transcription by RNA polymerase II. Lineage: Eukaryota; Fungi; Basidiomycota; Agaricomycetes; Agaricales; Physalacriaceae. The record is from RefSeq and is a predicted model, not a curated record. Bases 230 to 1402 code for a protein of 390 amino acids. The transcript is spliced from 2 exons. Gene Ontology annotation, molecular function: zinc ion binding; DNA-binding transcription activator activity, RNA polymerase II-specific.